AUGGCAGCGCGGGCGGGGGCUGCGUGCAAGGACCGACGGCGCGACGGUGCAGCGUGGUCCAACCUCUUCGGCGCGUACUCGGCGGCAACGGGCCAGGGCGUCGCGGCGAGGAUCAACGGCUUCGUGAACGCCUGCCGCGGCGGGGCGAGCGCCUCCUCCGUCUGCUCCUUCGUGGUUCGGCACGGGCUGUCGUACGAAGCGGUGAGCCUCUGCGAUGGUGACGCGUGCGACGAAAAAACCAGCGAGUGCUCCGACCCGGGCGGAUUCGUCAGGUGCACGUGUAAGACGGGGUACUUUAAGUUCAAGGACACGGACCGGACCUGCCGAGACUGCGGCAGUGGUUACUUCCUUCGGAACAAUGGAAGCUGCACGAGAUGCUCCUAUGGCUUUGGUGGUUUCAAUUGUGACGAUCCCUCACUCCUGGUGAUGGUGGCGAUGGCAGUCACCCUGUGCUGCCUGUUCCUCGCCAUGGCGUGGAUGGUGAAGAAGGCGUGUGGGAGGAGGAGGGCACGUGCUCGGAGACUCGUGCCCAGCAGGGUGCAGCUCUCUCCCUACGCCGACCUCCCGCCAGCGCCACCUGGGGCUCGCCGUGGCCGGGCGAGGUGCGGGAGCGCAGGGAGCCGCGUCAAACUCGCCCUUCAGCAGCAGAUCAGCAGCACAUCGUCUGAGCGUGCGUCGGAGGUGUGGCGCUACAGCGACAUGGAGAUGCACCGCAUGUCCAAGCUGGGUCGCUGCAACCUCUCCUACGUCGGGGACGAGGCCGGAAUUCGCGACUACUUCUGACGAUCCCGGCCAUAACACCACCCCGUCCACCCCUCCCCCCCUAUAUUGUUGUUGUUGUUAUUAUUUAAGCAUUUUUUUUGUUCGUUUGCCAAUGUAUUGAAGCUGGCUUCAAAGCAUUUGUCUUCCUCCACGGUGUAUUGUUUGUACGGUCGCUCUCUCGCUACGCGUCCUUUAACGUUUAUGCUUUUUCUUCUUGGUUCUUUCGGUAAAGUCACGUAGAAGGAAAAUAAUAAAAUAAUAAAAAUAAAACAUAAUAAAAUAAUUCUCACGACGUUUCGGCCACAACGACAGACCUGUUCUCCACCUGAAGACGGCAGACUCUGCCUUCUCGACAGACCUGUUCUCCACCUGAAGACGGCUGCUUGCGUUGUGGCCGAAACGUCGUGAGAAUUAUUUUAUUAUGUUUUAUUUUUAUUAUUUUAUUAUUUUCCUUCUACGUGACUUUACCGAAAGAACCAAGAAGAUGAAUCCCUGCAGUCACGAAAGCUUUAAAUCGAAACGUUUAUGCUUUGUUUAUGUCGAUUCAAAGCCAAGUGCAGAUGGACAAUAUUCACAGGGUGCCUGAGUGUAUUAAGCGGCCUUAAAAUUUCAGCAACCACGAUGCGUCUUUGGCUUGCAUCGCGUUUUGUUCGGCAUCAUGUGCGACGUUUCGCGCCGCGUGCUGCGAGCUUCUUCAGCAAUUGAGCCGAGCUCAAAUUGACUUGACGAAAACACGUUAAAGAGAGCUAAACAGGAGGGCACACACACACACAUACAUAGCACCUCGCACACUUCCCACGGAUAGCUCUGAGAGGUGGGUGCUCAGCUCGUACAUAGAAUCGUCUCAAUGCUGUCCACGUCCAGAUCCUUGUACCUGAGUGCGCGCUCCACUACGCAGACAGGACCGACCUCAUUUCAGCUGCACGUAAAAAAUCAUCAUCAAGUUACCAUUUCACCGGCUGAAUGUUGAAAGCACUCUACCGCAAUCAUGCCCUUCUACAAAUGUUACAUUUUGUCGAUGUACUGUACUAUACUCAACCCAUGAUGAGCAGCGUUCAUUUUCCAUUGGCAGCUUUUGUAUAUAGUUUACGUUGAACUUAUUUCGCACCGUGCGUAGCCAGCUAUAGCGAAGCUGCCCAAACAUGGAGGAGUCGUUCCUGGUCUCAGAAAUUCAGUGCCGAAUCAUUUGAAAAAGUCAGGAUUUUGUACCCGUUGAAAAAAAAUGUUCUGGCCUCUCUCCCGACUCGUGAUGUGGGCAAAGGGCGAGGCCAUCGGAGCAACGACCAUGCCGCCUGGCAGCGGUGUCAUCACGAUUGUUCAAUGUUUUAUAUAGAGAGCGUCCUUAAAACGAUUGUGUCACAAAACUGUUAAAUUAUUACCAAAUGUUACAUCACAGAAGGGGCCGAACCACCAUAGAAGGAACUCGUGAACAAGACUCUUUAAGAUAAUUGAUAAUAGUUUUUUUACCCCUUUAUCUGGCAACAAAACUGACACCUUUUUUUACAAGGAGUCAUGUUUACAUAGACCACAAUACCUGCAGUCGUAAUGCAAACAAAAAACAUAACUAUGAUAAUGUAUGCACUGUCCUUGAAGUUGAUUGGUCCACACCCGAGACAGCUUUCCUUAGAGCCUAGUCUCACAUGGUGUUGGACCAGAUGACCCCAAAAGGCGCACAACUCAAAGACAACGCACCAUCAGAGUAUGAAAGCUCGGGCUAAGCAUUUACACCAUUGGAACCUCAUUUGCCAGAAGAAAAAAUAUGAUAAUAGUUUUUUUACCCUUUUAUCUGGCAACAAAACUGACACCUUUAAGUGCAAGAAAUUAACACAAUUUACACGCAACGAGGACGCACUGCCUGAAAAUAUUACGUAGGCGUUUGUAGUUUGAACCAGGUCGGUCUCUCGGCUCAACUUCUGUAUUUGGGCACGGCGAGAGAACACGCGGGCGUGGCUAUGUGAAAAAGGGCGGUGUUUCAGAAAGGGGAAGGGCUGUACCACGUGCCACAGGUUGAACCUUCCCCCGGGGUUUGGGUCGCUUUUUAGACGUUGCACAUGAUACAUUGGCGGCUUCCUUUGCGCCCAUGACUUGUAGAACUUUACGCUAAAUCGGGUUUUGUUAGAAUGCCGCAAACCUUUUACAGUUGUGUUGUUUUUCUGGUCCGGUGGAGUGAAAGCCUGCGGCCUUGCCAAAGAUAGGGCACGCGUGCGUAGAUUCAAGUCUGGAUCAAGAAAUGUGAAUGGCAAAUUAAAAGACAACUUUCAAAGUACAGUAUUACAUUCAAGGUUUUAGUUUACUUGAGUAUCCCAUUGACAAUACUGGGUGUAUGGAUAGAAAUACAAAAGGCAUAGAGAUAAAUUACACAAUACAGUUUAACCAUAAUUUACAGCCCUUGAUCAAUCCUCUCGUGGAUAAAGAUCUCCACGUGCCAUUAGUUAAGA
Lethenteron reissneri (Far Eastern brook lamprey) is the source of this 3200-nucleotide messenger RNA. RefSeq names its product protein HEG homolog 1-like. Lineage: Eukaryota; Metazoa; Chordata; Hyperoartia; Petromyzontiformes; Petromyzontidae. The record is from RefSeq and is a predicted model, not a curated record.